Molecule: messenger RNA, 1104 nt
Organism: Symbiodinium natans
Lineage: Eukaryota; Dinophyceae; Suessiales; Symbiodiniaceae
Source: the annotation of a GenBank genome assembly
AUGCCGCGCACAUGGACGAAGAUGUCCCCUGAGGAGGUUCGCCUGGCGAAGCAGUGGUACUCUGAAGGCUCCAAGCCGUCCGAGAUCGCCUUUCGUCUUGGCCGCGACAAGUCGGUCCUGACGAGGCUCCUCGUGAAACAAGUACCGCGCAAGAAGCAGGGUCGCUCCAAUGCGCUCACUGCUGCGCAGGUGGAUCUCCUUGUGCGGCGUCUCGAUGAACUCGUCGUGAAGGCAGAUGCACAGUACGCGGUGACCGUGACAAUGCUCCGCAAGGCAGCCAAGGUCAAAGCCAGCGUCAAGACCAUCCAGCGUGCCAUCCACGCUCGGAACAUCUAUUUCAGGAAACUCCGUGAGAAACCUGUCCUCACACCGGACGAUGUCAAGGCCCGGCUGAAGUUCGCCAAAAAAUACAAGGGCAAGUCCUCGCAGUGGUGGAACAAGAAUGUUCAUGCUUUCCUUGACGGGAAGCAUUUCAAGACAUACUUGACUUCCGCCACGCGAAGGUUGGCAGCGCAGCACCGCACCUUCGGCGCAUAUCGAGCUCCUGGGCAAGGACUCAGCGGUGGCUACGUCAAGCCCAAGAAGGGCAUGCCUAGCAGCACCGGAUCCAAGAACUCCUUGGUCAUGGGCGCUGUGGGAAGCGGCAAGGUGCUGCUUUGGUACGAGGUCCCGGAGGGACGGUGGAGUGGGCAAGCUGCUGCUGACAUGUACAGCGGGCCCUUGAAGACUGCCCUGACUAAGUCCUGGCCCACCAAGCGCAAGCAUGUGGUGCUUGAGGACAAUGAUCCAACAGGUUUCCAGUCUAGCAAGGGCAAGGCGGCGAAGCUGGUGAACGGCAUCGAGAGCUUCGCCAUACCAAAGAGGUCCCCGGACUUGAACCCGAUGGACUACUGCAUCUGGUCGGAAAUCAACCGCCGCAUGCGGCGCCAAGAAGUCAAGUGGGCGAACGCCAAGCGCGAGUCUCGAGCUCAGUACUUGAAGCGUCUUCGUCGCACGGCCAAGAAUUUGUCCAGGGAUUUCGUCACCUCGGCAAUUGGCGACAUGAAGCGCCGCUGUCAGAGGCUUUUCGAAGCCAAGGGCCGCUUCUUUGAAGAGGGCUCGUGA